This is a messenger RNA of Macrosiphum euphorbiae (potato aphid), 426 nucleotides long. The record is from the annotation of a GenBank genome assembly. Lineage: Eukaryota; Metazoa; Arthropoda; Insecta; Hemiptera; Aphididae.
AUGAAAGUGUCGAGCAGCAGCGGCAGAGUUUGUGGAGGAGGAGGCGGAGGCGGUGUUUGCAGCAACGGCGGCGGAGACGGCAACGACGCUGGAAACCGCGGUGACAGCGGCGGUGGCGGCGGCGGCGGUGCGCCCAACAACAACAACAACAACAACAACAACAGCAGCAGCACCAGCAGCACCAGCACCAGCACCAGCAGCCCUCCGUGCAGUGAGGGUGGCGGCGGCGGCGGCGGUGGUGGUGGUAGCGGCGGCCUGGUAGCUGGCGUGCUGGUCAGUGAUCAGGGCGAAGUGAUCAGCGACCGGUAUGUGGGCGUGGCGAGGCAGUUCGCGUCGCGUCAAGCGUCCGAGCGUGGCUCGACCAAAGCUGACCAAAGCGACGGUAGUGACGACGAGACCACGCUCAGGCAGAUGCUUGUGAGGUAA